AUGGAGUCAAAUUUGACGUCAAGUUUUCUUAAAAUUGGUGAUACAGUAGCUUUAUAUGCCGAAGGGACUGUUUGUGGAUUUAUUAGUACUCUUGGUCUUGUUGACGACCGAUGUGUCGUACAACCUGAUGCCGGUGAUUUACAAAAACCACCAAAAAAAUUUCGAGAUUGUCUUUUUCGUAUUUGUCCAAGUCAUCGAUAUAGCGCUCAAACUCAAUAUUGGAAUGCAUUAAAAAGUUCAAAUAGUGUUAGAGAUUUAAAAAAAUUACAACUUGCUGCUGAUACAGAAAAACGUCAAAAUGAAGAAGAAAGUCGAAAACAAACUGGUACUAUAAUAAAAUAUGGCGAUACUAUUGUACAGUUACUACAUAUAAAAAGUAAUAAAUAUUUAACCGUGAAUAAACGUCUACCAGCAUUUUUGGAAAAAAAUGCUAUGCGUGUUUCCCUCGAUAAUAGUGGUACUGAAGGUUCAUGGUUUCAAAUUGAACCUUAUUAUAAAUUACGAGCAAAAGGCGAACGCGUUGUAGUCGGUGAUAAAGUCGUACUUAUGCCAUAUAGUGGUGGACAACCAUUACAUGUCAGUGAAUUAGAACUACCAGAUCAUCCUGGUUCCAAAGAAGUUAAUUCUCAUCUUCAAACGAGUUGGAAAAUUGUUUUAUUUAUGUCAUGCCGUGAAGCAACAAAUGAAGUACUUAAAAGUGGCGAUAUUGUUCGUUUAUUUCAUGCUGAACAAGAAAAAUUUUUAACAUGUGAUAAUUAUCGAAAAAAAAGUGUUGUUUUUUUACGUGCUACUGGUCGUGUAUCAGCAACAGCAGCAACAUCAUCAAAUGCAUUAUGGGAAAUAGAAGUUGUACAACAAGAUCCAUGUCGUGGUGGUAUUGGCCAAUGGAGUUCAUUGUUUCGUUUUAAACAUUUAGCUACAGGACAAUAUCUUGCAGCUGAAGUUGAUAAUGAUCAAACGUUUGAUGCAACACGACAAAAAUUACGUGGUCCACCAGGUACACCGGUUUUUGCUCUUGUACCUAUUCCACAUGGUUAUGAUAUAUCAUCGAUAUUUGAACUUGAUCCAACAACAAUAACACGUAAUGAAGAAGCUGUACCAUGGGGUUCAUAUGUACGUUUACAACACAUAUGUACAAGUACAUGGGUACAUUCAACAAAUAUAAAAUUAGAUCCCGAUGAUGAUAAUGUACGUUUUAAAAUUGGUUGUGCAUUAACAAAAGAAGAUCGUGAAGCAUUUCAAAUAGUACAUGUUUCACCAGAUGAAGUACGAGAUUUAGAUUUUGCUAAUGAUGCUGCACAACAUUUUGAUAUGACGGUAUCAAAAUGGGAAAAAAUUGGAGUUAUGAAUGUACAUGCUAAUGAUAGAAAGCAAGUCAUAAUGCUCUUAACUGAUAUUGUAUAUUUUCUUGCUUGCCAAGAAAAUAAUGGUACUGAUCCAUUUGAUAUACAAAUCAUAAAACCAAAUCGUGAAAGACAAAAACUAAUACGUGAACAGAAUAUCCUAAAACAAUUAUUUCGUAUUCUUCGAGUAUUAAAACCACGCUUAGAGCAAGAACGUUCAAGUGUAAAUUCAGCAAAUACUUCAGGAACACGUUCAGAUUAUUAUUUUCAUCAAUAUCAAAGUUCAGCUAUAACAAAUAAUGAUUCAUCUAUGUUACCACAACAACAAGAUGCUGAUGUACGUUAUUCAACAACAUUUUAUCAAAUAAAAACAAUAUGUCGUCUUUGUUAUCGUACACUUAAACAUUGUCAACAAGAUUAUCGAAAAAAUCAAGAAACAAUUGCAAAAGAAUUUUCUUUUAUGCAAUCUCAAAUUGGUUAUGAUAUUCUAGCUGAAGAUACAAUAACAGCUUUAUUGCAUAAUAAUAAAAAAUUAUUAGAAAAACAUAUUACUGAAAAAGAAAUCGAUACAUUUGUUAAAUUAUUAAGAGAAAAACGAGAUUGCAAAUUUUUGGAGUAUUUAUCAGAUUUAUGUGUAUCAAGUAAUCAAGCUAUAGCUAGAACACAAGAAAUGAUAUGUAAAUCUGUAUUAGAAAAAAAUUCCGAUAUUUUAAUACGAACAAAACUUGAAACAAAAGGAUGUGUUGAAGAUAUGAUAUUAGAUGAUAAUAUGAGUCCACCAAUGGGUUUUUCAAGUCAAAAUAUUUUACGUGAGGUAAUAUUAACAUGGGAUGGAAAAUCUGAAUCAAUUGAAUUUAUGGCCGGUGUUGUACGAGAUCAACCAGCACAUCCAAGACGAGAAGAAUUUCGAAAUAUUUUAGAAUAUUAUAGAUAUCAACUCAAUUUAUUUUCUCAUAUGUGUUUUGAUCGACAAUAUUUAGCUAUUGAUAAUUUAUCAUUAGAAUUAUCCAUUGAACUUAUAUUAACAUGUACAAAAAGUGAAAAUCUUCCAGCUGAUUUACGUGCAGCAUUUUGUCGUUUAAUGGUUCAUAUGCAUGUUAAUCGUGAUCCACAAGAAGAAGUAACACGCAUUAAAUAUGCACGAUUAUGGAAUCAAGUUAAAUCAGCUAUUUCAUUAAAUGAGUAUGAUCAAACAAUAAGUGGUUCGCUUGAACCAACAGAAAAAAAUGAAAAUCGACCAAAAUUCGAAGCAACUAUGAAAUUUGUUGAAGACUAUCUUAAAACUGUUGUUGAACAACCAAAUUCAUUUUCUGAUAGAGAACAAAAUAAAUUAACACAUGAAGUUGUCAAUUUAGCUCGUCGUUUAAUAUUUUUUGGUUUUUAUAGUUUUGAAGAUUUACUUAAAUUAACUCAAACAUUACUUGGAAUUCUUGAUACUAGUAAAGUUUUAUCAUCACAUAUUCGUCAGUCAAAUCCUGAACAAGUUACAACUAUCGUAGCGAGUUCGAAAGCAUCAAAAUAUGAUCAUAUGCUCUCGACAACUAGUUCAUACAGUGCUAAUGAUGUUGUAGUUGAACAACAAACCGAUAUACUUGAUAAUUUAGCUUAUGAAACUAAAAUGAAUGUUAUCGCUAUCCUUGAAUUUAUUCUUGAUAUUCGUCUUGAUUUUCGUAUUUCGCGUCUUAUUUCCAUAUUUAAACAAAAAUACGAUCGUCUUGAACUAUCAAUCAACUCGAUUGGUACAGAUUUACAAGCCUCAGAUAUCGAAUGUAUAUUUGAUUCUAAUUUAACAUCAAUAACUGAACCAAAUCUUGAUUUGGAUGAUACAAAAGGAAAAACAUUUCUUAAAGUAUUACUUAAUUUAAUCAUGCAUGAUUAUCAACCGUUGGUAUCACGGGCAUUAUCAUUAUUAUUUCGUCAUUUUAAUCAACGUAAAGAAACAUUGCAACAUUUAAAUCAAGUACAAUUACUUGUUAGUGAAACCGAUAUUAAAAAUUAUAAACAAAUUAAAUUAGAUCUUGAUCAAUUACGACUAUUUGUUGAAAAAUCUGAAUUGUGGGUUUAUAAAAAAGGAAAAGAUGGCAUAUUAGCAGCAUCUAUGGGAAAUGAAACUAAUAUUGAUCAUGACGAUAGAAAAGAUGAUGAAUUUGAAAUUAAGAGAUUAGCUACAUCAUCCGGUUUGAACGAAGCCGAAUUCGAUAUGACUGGCCCAAGUAUAAGUGAAGAAUCAGCAUAUCGAUAUACAUCAAUUUUCCAGAUUCUUCGUCGUAUGAUGAAAUUAUGUGUUGUUGAGGGUGUCGAUGGAAAUUUAUAUGCUCGAGAAAAUGAACAACGUUUAUUGAGAAAUAUGGAUGUACAUGUUGUUGUACUUGAAUUAUUAAGAAUUCCAUAUGAUAAAGCUGAAGAUACUCGAAUGAAUCAUAUUAUGAAAUUAGCACAUAAUCUUUUGCAAUAUUUUUGUUAUAAUAAUCCAACAAAUCAAGCUAAAUUAUAUGAAUUAUAUUUUAAUGAUUAUCAGCAAAUAUCUGAAGAACAAGAAGUUGAAACAUGUUGUUAUAUUUUUAUGAAUAAUGUUCAAUUAUGUAAAACUAUAACUGAAAAACAUGUUCAACAUUUUGUUCAUUUAAUUGAAUUACAUGGUAGAAAAGUAUUAUAUAUAAAAUUUUUACAAACAAUUGUUAAAGCUGAAAAUCAAUAUAUUAAAAAUUGUCAAGAUAUUGUUAUGUCAGAAUUGGUUAGUUCUGAUGAAGUAUUAAUGUUUUAUGAAAAAGGAAAUUUAUCCGAUCUUGUUGAACGUAUGCAAUCAGAACAUGAACGUUCAGAUCCAAAUUCCUUAUUAAAUUAUCAUGUACAACUUGUUCAUUUAUUAGCAAUGUGUACUGAAGGAAAAAAUGCAUCAACAGAAAUAAAAUGUCAUUCAUUAAUUGGUUUAGAUGAUAUUGUUUUGAUUGUUACACAUCCAGAUUGUACACCUGAAGUUAAAACUGCAUAUAUUACAUUUUUAACUCAUUGUUAUAUUGAUACAGAAGUUGAAAUGAAGGAAAUUUAUAAUAGUCAACAUAUUUAUACUUUAAUUGAAAAUUCAUUUUGUCCAGAUAUUGAAAAACUCAUAACCAAAGUAGCUGAACGUCGUAAUUUAGAAAAAUAUAUAUUAGAUACUGUAACUGAUUUAAUCAAUCAAUUUUUCAAUUCACCUUUUUUUGAACAAUCAUCAGCACCACAGCAUCGUAACGCCACACUUGUAACAUUGUAUAGUCAUCUAGCUCGAUUAAUAAGUGUACCGUGGUUAACAACAUCACAACGUGAACGUGUUGAUAGAUGUAUUCAUAUUUUAUCAUUAAUUGCUGAUCGUCGUGGUCUUAGCCAUAUUUUACGUUCAAAUAGUACAUCAAGUGAAAUAUCAACUCGUUCACGACGUACAAGUCGUAGUGCAACAUCUGAACGAAUGUAUAGUAUUGACUCUGCAUAUAGUGCAGCGCAAAGACACGAUCAUUUAGAAGAUGUAGAACAUAAACGUGUUAUUGAUAAUUUUGUGGAUUUUCUUUCUCAAGUUGGUCUUAGAGUGAAUCCACUUAUUCAAGCUGAAGUUAGCGUACUAGUGGAUGUUAUUCGAGCACCACAUGCACUUUUUCCUGAAACACAUGAAUCUCGUUUAAAAUUUCUCGGUGGAACAUUCGUACACAAACUAAUAAAUCAUACAACAAUGAUGUUAAUAAAGUAUCAUGAAAAACAAUUGAGUUUUCAUGUACUCAAUCUUUUAACCGAUUAUGCUCGUACAAUGCAGCAUAAAGAGAUUCUUCAUUGGGAAUCUAAUCAUGAGGGACAAAACUUAAGAUUGAAACUACUUCGAAGAUAUUUUUCUGAUGAUAAACAAUAUUUAAAAUCACUUCAUCAACCAUUAAAAGAAGAAGAUGCUCUUGAAAGAUUACGAAACACACAAAAUGAAUUAAAUAUUCAAGGAGCUAGUGAUCUUGUUGUAGAAUUAUUUAUGAGUGAAUCACCAAUAAAUAUACUUGAAGAAAGUGUUAAUUUAGCUAUAGCAUUAUUAGAAGGUGGAAAUACAGAAGUUCAGACAAGUAUUUUUCGUCAUUUACAUGGAUGUGAAACAGCAUCGGAAAAAUUUUUUCAAGUUUUUUAUGAUAAAAUGUGUAUUGCUCAAAAAACAUUAAAAAGUAUGCCAUCAACAACACCUGAUAUAGAACAACCUUAUGAUGAGUUUGAUGAUAUUACAUUUACACCAAGACUUGGUGGAGCAUCACCUAUAUUAAGUCCAUCAACUGUUGAUCGAUUAGCAUCAAUUUUACCUGUUACAGAUAAUAAGUUUAGUUUUGAUCAACAAUCCAGUAUUGUUCUAACUGCUAAUUCAUCGGAACAAGAUAUUGUUUCAAUUUCUCAAUCACAAGAACAACCACACGCAUUAGUUGUUACAUCAACUACUUAUCAGGAACCACUUCUAUCAGAACAUACAAAAACAUCAGCAGCAUCAUCAUUUGAUAUAUUUGAUUGCCCCACUCAAAAUCGUCGUUAUAAACUUCCAUUUGAAAUUCGUAUAAUGCAACCAAUAUUACGUUUUCUACAAUUACUCUGUGAAAAUCAUAAUCCUGAAUUUCAGAAUUAUCUUCGAUUACAAAAUCUUAAUAAAACAAAUUAUAAUCUUGUUUGUGAAACAUUAAAAUUUCUUGAUGCUAUUUGUGGUUCACAAACUGGUCUACUCGGUUUAUUAGGAAAUUAUAUCAAUGAAGACAAUGUUGAAUUAAUCAAUCAAGCAUUGAAUACAUUAACUGAAUAUUGUCAAGGACCAUGUCGAGAUAAUCAAGAUGCUAUUGUUAAUCAUGAAUCCAAUGGUAUUGAUAUAAUCAUUGCUAUUGUUUUAAAUGAUAUAACACCAUUAAACCAAAAAAAUUAUGAUCUUGUACUUGAAUUAAAAGAUAAUGCAUCAAAAUUACUUUUAGCUGUUAUGGAAAGUCGAGAUGAUAGUACAAAUGCAGAACGUAUUCUUCGAAAUAUUGUACCUGUUUCACAAUUACUUGAUGUUGGUUGUGAAAUUUAUGUUCGUGGUAAACAACAAGAAAUGGUAGAAAAAAGUACGCAAGAAACUGAGAAUGAGGAACUAUUACACGAUGAAGAAGGGAAUGAAAGUUCCGAUAAUGUUGCUCAAACUGUUGGUCAUAAUAUAUAUAUUCUUGCAUAUCAGCUUGCUCGUCAUAAUCGUGAACUUGAAGUUUUAAUGAAACAUCGAACAUUAAAUGAUGAAGCAUUAUCAUAUUAUCAUAAACAUACGGCUGAAAUUGAAAUUAUUCGACAUGAUCGAUCUAUUGAACCAAUUGUUUUUCCUGUUCCACAAUUAUGUGAAUUUUUAACGGUUGAAAAAAAACAAAAAGUCUUUCUAACAUGUGAACAAGAUGAACAAGGUUCAAAAGUAAAAGAUUUUUUUGAAAAAUUUCCUGAAAUAUUCGAAGAAAUGAAAUGGCAAAGAAAAUUACGUCAUCAACCAACAUUAUAUUGGUUUUCAUCACAUAUGUCUUUAUGGAGUGAUAUAUCAUUUAAUUUUGCUGUUUUAAUUAAUAUUCUUGUUGCUGUGUUUUAUCCAUUUAAUAAAGGUCUUAAAGAUCUUGAUCCACGUGCAUCAGCAGCUAUAUGGAGUGCAUUAUUUAUUACAUUAAUUGCCAUUUUAAUCAAGCCAAAUGUAACAUCUAUGCGAAUGUUUUUUGUUGCUGGAAUUUUACGUUCGAUUUAUUCAGUGGGUCUUGGACCAACUUUAUGGUUAAUGGGUGCAAUACAAGUUUUAAAUAAAGGUGUAUUUCUAGUUAGUUUUAUGGGUAAUAAUGGAACAUUUUCAAAAUCAAGAUAUGAAAACUUAACGAAUUUUGAACUUGUUUAUCAUGUCGGAUAUUUACUGCUUUGUGUGUUUGGUCUUUGUCUUCAUGAAUUCUUCUAUAGUUUAUUAUUACUUGAUGUUGUCUAUCGUGAAGAUACGCUAUGGAAUGUAAUUCAAUGUGUUGUACGCAAUGCUAAAUCAGUUAUAUUAACAGCCGUAUUUGCUGUUAUAAUUAUAUAUUUAUUUGCUAUAUGUGGUUAUUUAUUUAUCCAAGAUGAUUUUCUUAUGCCAGUCAAUACGAAACCACUUGCAAUAGAUCAUCAAAAUGAUACAAAUUUACUUGAUAUGAUUUUUCGAGAUGCAACUUUACUUCAAGUAACACAAUCAGUAACACGAAAUGGAAAAUCUAUUAUGUUAACAAUGAUGCUUGCACUAGUACUUAUUUAUCUUUUUUCUGUUAUGGGUUUUGUUUUUUUUCGUGAUGAUUUUUUAACAAAUAUUCAAACAAGAUUACAUUCAUCAUAUUCUCAUCAUCGAUAUCGACGUUCAAAUACUAAUAUGAAAACAAUGACAUUGACGCCUACAACCAUUCCAAGUAUUAUUAAUAAUGAAUUUUGUACCAAAGAUAAUUGUACCAAUGAUACACCAGUCAGUCAUAUUCAUCAUGCCACUCAAUCAUCACCUAUAUUACCAGAAGAAGCAGUAGAUGAAGAAGUUGAACGGUCUUGUGACACGUUAUUUAUGUGUAUUGUAACAACACUUAAUAAAGGUUUAAGAAAUGGUGGUGGUAUUGGAGAUGUUUUAAGGCAGCCGUCUAAUCAGGAACCAUUGUACUUCUUCCGUGUUAUUUAUGACAUGAUGUUCUUCUUCAUUGUUAUAAUUAUAACUCUAAAUUUAAUUUUUGGUGUUAUUAUUGAUAAUUUUGCUGAUUUACGUACAGAAAAACAACGAAAUGAUGAAAUUCUUCGUAAUACGUGUUUUAUAUGUGGACUUGAUCGUAAAUCAUUUGAUAAUAAACAUGUUACAUUUGAAGAUCAUAUUCGUAAAGUUCAUAAUAUGUGGAAUUAUGUUUAUUUUAUGGUAUUAAUUAAUGUUAAAGAUCCAACAGAAUAUACUGGACCAGAAAGUUAUGUGCAUGAAAUGAUUGAACAACGAAAUCUUGAUUGGUUUCCACGAAUGCGUACAAGCAGUUUAGAUAUUCAAGAAGAUAAAAAUAAAGAAGAUCAAGAUAGUCGAAUAUUAAAAAUUCAAAUGGAAGAUGCUAAUAAAGCUAUAAAAACAUUAACUAUGGAAUUAGCUGAAUUACAAAAAUUAGUUACAGAAUCUCGAGCACAAAAGCAUCGAAUGAAUUUUCUUCAAAAUCCAUCACUACCAACACCAAUAAAUUCAUAA
This is a messenger RNA of Rotaria sp. Silwood1, 8553 nucleotides long. The record is from the annotation of a GenBank genome assembly. NCBI's taxonomy places the organism in Eukaryota, Metazoa, Rotifera, Eurotatoria, Philodinida, Philodinidae.